Messenger RNA from Paramecium sonneborni, 678 nucleotides. The record is from the annotation of a GenBank genome assembly. NCBI's taxonomy places the organism in Eukaryota, Ciliophora, Oligohymenophorea, Peniculida, Parameciidae.
AUGGAUUAAAACCAUCUGAAAUUAAAUUUUAGUCAAUUUAUUGUAGAGAAACAAAACUCAUACACAGAUGACUAUAAACUGGGAGUAAUAGUUUAUUUAAUCAUUAGGGAGUUUUAGGUGUUGGAGCAUUUUCGUAAGUUCGAAAAGUAACCCAUAGAAAAACAAGAGCAAUAAGAGCUAUGAAAGUUUUAAAAUAUUUUAUAUAUAAUUAUAGGUCAUUAGUAAAUCGAGACUUUCUACUACGGAAUUGUAAUAAAAGUUUAUAAAUGAAAUAAAUGUUUACAAAUAAUUAGAUCAUCCUCACAUACUUAAAUUAUAUGAGUUUUACUAGGAUGAAAAAAAUUACUAUAUAAUUAUAGAAUUAUGCACAGGGUACAUAUAGUUAUGGAAAUUAGUGGAGAAUUAUUUGAUAAAAUAAUUGAAAAAGGCAGUUUUUCAGAAAAAGAAGCAUCUUACAUCAUGAAGUAGAUUAUGUCUGCAAUUUUAUAUGCUCACAAUUCGAGUAUUGUACAUAGAGAUUUAAAACCAGAGAAUGUUUUGCUUGAUAUAACCAGUUAAGGCAAUUAUAAUGUGAAGGUAGUAGANUAUCUUGCUGCCAUAUGUCUUAUUAAAUUCAGUUAUUUUUAGCAUAGCCAUCAAUACCACAUUUAAUAAAAUAUAAUAUUCUUGCUUAUAUGA